UGAUCUUAUCAGAUCUGAUGAUUAUGCAAAUCUUCCAAAAUUCCUUCUCACCCCACUCACACUUCAUAUCAACGUCGGGAGUGUCUCAAACUCAUUGCAAAAUCAACUAACCCGUCAAAAUGGCAACUUACACGCUCGAAAAGGCAACCGCCCUUGACGCUUAUGUUUGCGACCAUCUCCUCCCAACAGACCCAGCUCUCGAAGCCGCUCUCAAGAACAAUGCUUCCUCCAACCUAGACGCCAUUGACGUCGCAGCCAACCAAGGAAAACAGCUCUACCUCCUCGCCAAAAUGAUCAAAGCCAAACGCGUCCUUGAAGUCGGCACACUAGGUGGCUACAGUGCUAUCUGGUUUUCCAAAGCCGUCGGCCCCGAAGGGAAAGUCAUCACUCUCGAAGUUGAGCCAGAGCACGCGAAGGUAGCUCGAGAGAACAUCUCGAAUGCGGGGCUCAAAAAGGUGGUAGAGGUCAAGGUCAACCCUGCUCUCGCGACUUUGGCGCAGAUGCAGAAAGAGGGAACGGAGGCUUUUGAUAUGGUGUUCAUUGAUGCCGAUAAGGACAACAACCCGGGGUAUUUCACUGCGGCGUUGGCGAUGAGCCAUGUCGGUACCCUCAUUGUGGUCGACAAUAUUGCACGCAGAGGACGGUUGAUCGAUCCAAAUUCAACGGCUGGAGAUGUUUUGGGGACACGGAAGUUGUUUGAGAUGAUGGGGAAGGAGAAGAGGGUUGAGGCUACGGCGGUUCAGACUGUGGGUAGUAAAGGCUGGGAUGGCUAUGCGAUGGCACUGGUGGUUGAGUAAAGCACCGGGGACUUUUUUUAUGAACAGAGCCAAGCUUUCCACUCCUAAUGACUGACCACUUCUCGGUAAGUCUCCAGUCCUUCAUCCUCGAUUUCAAAACUCACACAUUCAGGGAAGAAUGUGCCUAGCACCUCGAAAACUCUAACCUAAGCAUUGUAAUUAGUAUAUCCAUUUGAAAGCGUAGUGCUCGCCGUAAUUAGACUUACAGUAGCAUCACUAACAACGACGCCGUUCCUAAUAAUGAUAAGCGCUAGCGUGCCAGUCCGGCCGUUAAAUGGAUGGCUCCAAUGAUUGAUGCCCUACAACCCAGAGUAAGAAACAGCAGGAUAAUUGCCAAUUCGGGCC
Molecule: messenger RNA, 1142 nt
Organism: Hyaloscypha bicolor E
Lineage: Eukaryota; Fungi; Ascomycota; Leotiomycetes; Helotiales; Hyaloscyphaceae
Product: S-adenosyl-L-methionine-dependent methyltransferase
Exons: 2
Coding region: 120-797 (225 amino acids)
Molecular function (GO): O-methyltransferase activity; S-adenosylmethionine-dependent methyltransferase activity
Source: RefSeq, a predicted model, not a curated record